CAUCUCUUUCAGAAGUGCAUAGACCAAGAAAAUGUCUUUUGUAGUGAAAAAGAACGGAUCUCAGAACAGUGACAUCCACGGGAACUUCAUCAGCGGGAACGGUGUGCAUCAUGUGAGUGUGCGGACUCAUGUGAGUGUGAACCCUGCCAAACUGAAGAAACGCAGGCAGAGAUGGAACGUCAGACCCUCAGAGAUGUCCAAAAAAACACUCAACCCCAUCCGAGCCAUAGUGGACGGGAUGAAACUCACCCCCAACCCAGAGAAACCCAUGAUUGCUCUAUCCAUUGGUGACCCAACUGUGUUUGGGAACUUGCCAACAGAUGACAAUGUUUUGCAGGCAGUGAAGGAGGCCAUAGACUCACACAAAUACAAUGGCUAUGCUCCCUCAGUUGGUUACCAAAAGAGCAGAGAAGCUGUUGCAAACUUCUACAGCUGUCCAGAAGCUCCACUGGAAGGCAAAGAUGUAAUCUUGGCCAGUGGCUGUAGUCAGGCUAUAGAGCUAGCCAUCAGCGUGUUGUGUAACCCAGGGGACAAUAUCUUAGUUCCACGUCCUGGAUUCUCCCUCUAUAAGACACUGGCAGUUUCUAUGGGCAUCCAAGUCAAGCACUACAAUCUGCUGCCAGAGAAGUCCUGGGAGAUUGAUCUUCAGCACCUAGAGAGUCUGAUUGAUGAUAAAACAGCCUGUCUUAUUGUCAACAACCCAUCCAAUCCGUGUGGCUCUGUGUUCUCCAAAGAACACCAGCAUAAGAUUCUUUCCGUGGCAUCAAGAAACUGUAUCCCUAUCCUUGCUGAUGAGAUCUACGGAGACAUGGUAUUCCCGGGCUGCGAUUUUCAGCCUUUGGCACCUCUCGGCAGUGACGUGCCCAUCCUGUCCUGUGGUGGUCUUGCCAAGCGCUGGUUGGUUCCUGGCUGGAGGAUGGGCUGGAUCCUUAUCCAUGAUCGUAAUGACAUAUUUGGAACUGGAAUUCGAGAAGGACUUAUGAAACUAAGCCAGCGAAUAUUGGGACCCUGCACCGUGGUUCAGGGAGCAUUAGAGAGCAUUUUGAAUGACACCCCACCAGAGUUCUAUCAAGGCACCAUCAGUUUCCUCAAGUCAAACUCAGAGAUAUGUUACUCAGAGUUGUCAACUGUUCCCGGGCUGAAUCCAGUGAUGCCAUCAGGAGCCAUGUACAUUAUGGUGGGGAUUGAGAUGGAACACUUCCCAGAUAUCCAGAACGAUGUGGAGUUCACUGAACGGCUGGUCACUGAGCAGUCUGUGUUCUGUUUGCCCGCUACAGCAUUUGAAUAUCCAAACUUCUUCCGAAUUGUGGUAACCGUCCCAGAGGAGAUGAUGAUUGAGGCAUGCAUUCGGAUCAGAGAAUUCUGUGCACGUCACUAUCGACCUCGGAGCCAAGACAGCCACGAAUUAGACCAGUGAAAGAAACCGACUGAGAACGAAAGUUCAAAGGAGGAAAGGAAAGGUCAAAGGUCAAAGCAAAGUGGUGUAUAAACCUGAAGAAUGAAUCAAAAUGUUAUAAGAGAGGACACAUUUAUGUGCAUUACAUGUGACAUGCUUUCCCUUUCAGGAAACCCACAGUUCUAUGCAAACAUCAUAUUUAUAUUUUUCUAUGUAUUAUGGCUAGUAUUAUAUAGAUAAGGGGUGGGAGGGUAGUUUGAGGGUUAUUGAAUAAAUAUACAACACUGUUACAGAAAUUGUGGUAAGCUUGGGAAGCCUUGUGACCAAACCAUAAAGCCAUUUCUUGUGUAUCUUGCAUGAUGUGAAGUAUUUAUCCAAUAUGUGGCGUUUUAUGAAUGGAAUAUUUUGUUUAAUUUGCAUGCCUAACCACUUCAAGAGUCAAAAUGACAUAUAUGACAUAUGUUUUUUUUUUUUUUUUGUAUUCAAUUGUUACACCCCAAAAACUAUUUAAAUAAAAUUGUAUCCCAGUAUUUCUUUAAGUUAGAUAUUUUCCUGCAGAGAUCAGAGAUGGCAUUGGAACUUGCAUUAUACUACUGUUCUAACUCAAACCCUGUUACUAACACAAGUUUUACUAGAUA
Carassius carassius (crucian carp) is the source of this 2034-nucleotide messenger RNA. RefSeq names its product tyrosine aminotransferase-like. The record is from RefSeq and is a predicted model, not a curated record. NCBI's taxonomy places the organism in Eukaryota, Metazoa, Chordata, Actinopteri, Cypriniformes, Cyprinidae. The transcript is spliced from 11 exons. Gene Ontology annotation, biological process: aromatic amino acid metabolic process; biosynthetic process. Gene Ontology annotation, molecular function: L-tyrosine:2-oxoglutarate transaminase activity; pyridoxal phosphate binding. The coding region runs from base 32 to 1417 and encodes 461 amino acids.